Leptopilina boulardi is the source of this 2469-nucleotide messenger RNA. It is a transcript of the gene Err, whose product is annotated as steroid hormone receptor ERR2. Gene Ontology annotation, molecular function: steroid binding; zinc ion binding; sequence-specific DNA binding. Lineage: Eukaryota; Metazoa; Arthropoda; Insecta; Hymenoptera; Figitidae. Bases 494 to 1612 code for a protein of 372 amino acids. The transcript is spliced from 10 exons. The record is from RefSeq and is a predicted model, not a curated record. Gene Ontology annotation, cellular component: nucleus. Gene Ontology annotation, biological process: regulation of DNA-templated transcription.
AUGUAACAGAAAAACACCAGUCUGUUUUCUUUUAAUCAAUAAUUAUAAUAAAAGAGUGAAUUUUUGUAUGCAAAUAGUUGGUGUAUAAUCAGACUCCAGAAUAUCAUUUCAGAAUAUAUAGAGAAUAGGAGAGUGUAGGAUAGAAAAUAAAGAACUAUAUAUAUAUAUAUAUAUAGGCAUGCUGCGAAGAAAGAUUAAAUGAUGUCAUGAGUAUUCACUACGUGAAUACUCAUAUUAGUUAUAUAUCUUGAACGUGAUUCUCCAAAAAAUAUUUAACUUCGGAAAGGGAACAUCGAGUUAAACCUGAGACUCCGAGGUGGUCAUAACAAUAGUGUCAGAUGAAUGAAAUGAGAAGUAUCCUCACGCAUUAAGUUCCAUAUAUAGUCGCCCAUCAUAGUGGUCCCAUGCACGGUGGUCAUGAAGCCAGAAAGUUCCGACCAUAAAUGACGAGCAAAUCGGCAACCGUUGAAGUUUUAAGACACUUUGAAAGAAAAUGGAUUUACCAGAUUAUGGAGGUGGCUGUGGUAGAAGUCCCGAAAGCCCAGAAGUGCAUCACUGCUCUUCAACUACACAACCGUUGGGAAUAUCAGAGAAUGGAAUUAAAGAAGAAGAUAUGAUGCCAAGGAGAAUUUGUCUUGUUUGUGGUGAUGUUGCAAGUGGCUUUCACUAUGGUGUUGCAUCUUGUGAGGCAUGUAAAGCUUUCUUUAAACGAACGAUACAAGGAAACAUUGAAUACACUUGUCCUGCUAAUGGUGAAUGUGAAAUAAACAAACGAAGAAGAAAAGCAUGUCAAGCUUGCAGGUUUCAAAAGUGCUUAAGACAGGGAAUGUUAAAAGAAGGUGUUAGACUGGAUCGAGUCAGGGGUGGUAGGCAAAAGUACAGACGAUCUACAGAUCCAUAUGUACCUGGAAAAUCUACAGCUCUGGAAGACAAUAAAAUGAUAGAAGCAUUAAUAGCUUGCGAACCAGAUUUGCUUCAAGUUUCAAAUCUUUCUCACAAUAUGGACACUGACCAAAGAAUUCUGGGACAAUUGUCUGAUCUUUAUGAUCGUGAAUUAGUAGGCAUAAUUGGUUGGGCAAAACAAAUACCAGGAUUCAGUAGUUUAGCUCUAAAUGACCAAAUGCACCUUUUGCAAAGUACUUGGGCGGAAAUUCUAACUUUUAGCUUAGCUUGGAGAAGCAUACCAAAUACAGGGAAACUUAGGUUCGCUCAAGACUUUAUACUAGAUGAAAAUCUUUCUCGAGAAUGCCAUUGUGUGGAUCUUUAUAUGCACUGUGUACAAAUUGUUGAAAGAAUUCAAAGAUUGGGCUUAACACGUGAAGAAUAUUACAUACUAAAAGCUUUAAUACUAGCAAAUAGUGAUGUAAGAUUGGAUGAACCUCAAGCUCUUUAUCGUUUUCGAGACAGUAUCUUAUAUUCCUUGUCGGAUUGUGUAGCCGCUGUGCGACCUGGUCAAGCUCUACGAGCUAUACAAAAUAUGUUCCUAAUUAUGCCUGGUCUUAGACAAGCUGAUGGUAUAGUGAGAAGAUUUUGGUCUAAUGUUUAUCGAACUGGCAAAGUACCGAUGAAUAAGCUAUUUGUGGAAAUGCUUGAAGCUGCGGGAUAUCGAUGAGUGAAAAUUUACAGUAAGAAACGUUAAAUUUACUAAAAUGCACGAUUCAAUGAUAAAAAAAUUCUCUUAACAUAAGAAAAAUACAGAAAUACAGCAAAAUAAAAACAUCAAAGUUUCUGUUUUUCUCAGUGAAUAAAACAAUUCGAUUGUUUUUUAUUAAGUGUUAUUUUUACUUUUUCGAAAGUAUCGAGAACAUACACAACGCCAAAGAGUAAAUAUGAUUUUUAGUUUAUACAAUUUCUAUAAAAAUAGCAGUUAUACUCAGAUUAUGUUAAUUUUUUAUACUGUAUAUAUAUAUAUAUAUAUAUAUAUAUCAUUGAAUCGUGCCUUUUUUAAUUGAUAUGGAAGUGAAAAAACAUUGUGAGAAUAGAGAAAGAAAGUAUUAGAAAAAUUAUAUAUAUUAUUAUAAGAUCCACACUUGAAAAAUUUUAAUAGAACCAUAGAAUUUGCUGUGUAGAUAAGAGAAAAAGUAAAGUUGUUCACAUGUGCCGCAAGCAAUAAAACUGUAUGAAGGAAAUAUAUUCAGGGAUAUUUUGUAUAUAAUUACUGUUGCUGUUAUAAAAACCGCUUUAAAUCCAAUAGUUAUUAAAACUUUUGAUUUUUACAAAUUAAUAGAAGAAAAUUUAUUUUUAAUAGACAUGAUUUCUAUUAAUUUAAACAAAGGAGAAGCCUUGUGAAUAAUAUAAAAAUUAUUCUUCAAACAAAGUUUAUGAAAAUUAAAUGAAUUAUCAAGUUUUCUGCUCUUGGUGACUUUAUUUCAAGUUAAUAAUUAAUCAAUUAAUUUCAAGUUAAUCAAUUAAUGUAUAAAAUUAUCAAAAUUUUUGUAUAUUGUAAUAAAUCGACAAUUUAUUUAAUUA